This is a messenger RNA of Phialemonium atrogriseum, 1140 nucleotides long. RefSeq names its product ribosomal protein S8e/ribosomal biogenesis NSA2. Gene Ontology annotation, cellular component: ribosome; cytosolic small ribosomal subunit. The record is from RefSeq and is a predicted model, not a curated record. Gene Ontology annotation, biological process: translation; maturation of SSU-rRNA from tricistronic rRNA transcript (SSU-rRNA, 5.8S rRNA, LSU-rRNA). Bases 95 to 703 code for a protein of 202 amino acids. Gene Ontology annotation, molecular function: structural constituent of ribosome. NCBI's taxonomy places the organism in Eukaryota, Fungi, Ascomycota, Sordariomycetes, Cephalothecales, Cephalothecaceae. The transcript has 3 exons.
CACGACUAGAAAAUUGUUUGACUGCAUCACCACCCGAGACGGACCUCAACAACAGCGUCGACUAGAAACCCCGAUCCCUCGAGACGCUUAAAUCAUGGGUAUCACCAGGUCGAGCCGCGGGAAGCGCUCUGCUUCCGGAGCGAAGCGCUCCUUUUACCGGAAGAAGAGAGCUUUCGAGGCAGGCCGCCAGCCUGCUAACACUCGUAUCGGCGCCAAGCGAAUCCACGUUGUCCGGACUCGCGGUGGCAACCACAAGUACCGAGCUCUUCGACUCGAGGCUGGCAAUUUUGCCUGGCCAUCCGAGGGCUGCACCCGCAAGACCCGUAUCAUCGUCGUCGCCUACCACCCUAGCAACAACGAGCUGGUCCGCACCAACACCCUAACCAAGUCCGCCGUCGUCCAGAUCGACGCCGCUCCCUUCCGCCAGUGGUACGAGGCUCACUACGGCCAGCCGCUCGGCCGCCGCCGUCAGCAGAAGCAGGGUGCCACCAUCGAGGAGGUCAAGAAGAGCAACUCGGUCGAGAAGAAGCAGGCUGUUCGUUUUGCCGCCACCGGCAAGAUUGAGCCCGCCGUCGAGAAGCAGUUCGAGGCCGGUCGGCUGUACGCCGUCAUCUCGAGCAGGCCCGGCCAGUCCGGCCGCUGCGAUGGCUACAUUCUGGAGGGUGAGGAGCUCGCUUUCUACCAGCGCAAGCUGCACAAGUAGAGGCGUGUGGGAGGCGAGGCCAGUGGACGAUGAUGAAAAUCUCGGGCGAAGGACGGUUUGCGCAUGGAAUGCAUUCGGCUUCUGGGCUGGUGUUGGCAGGGUUUUGCUUGCUUGCUCAUAUGAUGGCGGCCUUGUUGGUGGAGGCUGCAUCCAUGACCGAUGGAAGUGCACAUUUUCCAGCUGGUAGACCAAUCGGCAUAGGAACGGAAGGCUUAUAGGGUCACAAUGGAAAACAAAAUACCACCAUUUGUCAUAUCCGUCGUGAGGUCGAGUACAAUCAUUGAAUACGUCCUCCUUCAUUAAUGUACGCGCCUUUGCAAAAUUGAUCUGUAUAUCCUGCCACUAUCGCUAUUGAGCGUCGUAAAUAAGGUCCCCCAAGGCAUGAUGAGGGUACGAGAGCCGCUUGCUGCUUGCAAGCUCGAGUCUCUUUCAGAGAG